GCUUCCAUAAUUAUCCAAGUCACUUCAUCGUCCACAAAAAGAUUGAUAUUCCUCUCCUAUUGCAGUUUUACCUCUAUAUUCCGAGUAGUAUAUAGGGCGUCACGAUGGCACGUCAAACAAACCAUCAAAAAGACAUUCCAGUCACCCACCGCAGAUCACUCGAGGGAAGUAAAGCGCAUGGCACAAAAUCAAAACCCAAGACAUCCAAAGUAUCCAAGACUACAUCGACACCCAAGCAAUCCCGAGAGCAAGCCAAGAAACCCGUCGUUGUAAAACCAAUCCCAAAGAAUGAGGUUCGGAAACUUCAACAGAGUGGUAAAGAUGCACGUUCAUCUCAGCUUCCAAAACAUGCUCAUAGAACCGUAUCGUCUCCUCAACCUGAGGAUCUCUCUUUCGCUUUUCAGGAAUCUCUCGAAGGAGCCAGAACCCACAUCCUACACGUCGGAAACGCCGCAUUCGAAGAAGCGUACACGGUUCUCCUCCAAAAGCUCACCGAGGACAAAACCCACGAUCGAGCCUUCCUCCAGACCAUCUCCCACAACGCACAAGCGCUCAGCGCGCCGCUAGCCACGCAGAAAAUCCAAGUGAGCGUGCAACAAAAAGGGCGUCGCAUAUCCGAAGUCGUAGAGAUUGGUAAGCGCAUUUCACAAUUCCGGCAGACGCUCAAGGAGGAAGAGGAUAAGCUCGAGGGAUAUUGGAAGGAGUGGGAGAGCCUACAGGUCGAGUUCAAGACAUUAGUGACAAGGGUGUUUGGGGGUGAGGCAGUCAAUGAGGAGGAGCCGGAUCAGGGAUAUCUUGUCGAUAUGCAGUUGUUAGACGUGGAACAUACGGCCCGGAUGAAUGUUUUGUUGGAAGAACUGGAUGAAGUAGGAAAUGAUGCGAUUAAAAAGAUGAAGGCUUCAGAGAAGGAAAUCGAUGUAAAAACAGACCAAGUGCGACAAAGAAUUGUAGGGGCAAUGAUGUGGUAAAAGAAUUUCAUUUUCAUCUGAUCACUGGUGUUCAACUGCUCCUGAUGUGUCAUUUGGGAUGUGAUGCAUAAUACAAACACACACUAGCUAUAUUUUCA
Messenger RNA from Botrytis cinerea B05.10, 1066 nucleotides. RefSeq lists its product as hypothetical. The coding region runs from base 105 to 968 and encodes 287 amino acids. The record is from RefSeq and is a predicted model, not a curated record. NCBI's taxonomy places the organism in Eukaryota, Fungi, Ascomycota, Leotiomycetes, Helotiales, Sclerotiniaceae. The transcript has 3 exons.